Molecule: messenger RNA, 1304 nt
Organism: Larimichthys crocea (large yellow croaker)
Lineage: Eukaryota; Metazoa; Chordata; Actinopteri; Sciaenidae
Gene: cldn7b
Product: claudin 7b
Exons: 4
Coding region: 274-903 (209 amino acids)
Cellular component (GO): bicellular tight junction; membrane
Molecular function (GO): structural molecule activity
Source: RefSeq, a predicted model, not a curated record
CCGCUAUUCCCUCCCCAUUCAAGGUGCGGCUGAGGAACAGGUGCGUGAGGAAUCACCGAGGCGCAUUAUAAAUUCUACUAUCACCGCUUUGUGCAAGUUUAUUCUCAGAGAUCCGAGGAAAACAGAUAAGAACAGAGGAGUUUUAACCGACACAGCUUAAAAACUUAGAGUUCAAAGCUUGAGAGAAAGAGGGAGUUUGGGAUUUGAAGCCUCACAGCAGGUGGACGUCGUCUUUUGUUGGUUCGAGUCUUUUGAAAGAAGAGGAAAAAGAAAAUGGCCAACUCGGGUCUUCAGAUUUUGGGAUUCGCCCUGGCUCUUCUGGGUGUAAUUGGACUGAUAAUUGGCACAAUUUUGCCCCAGUGGAAAAUGUCUGCGUACGUCGGGGACAACAUCAUCACAGCGGUGGCAAUGUACGAAGGACUGUGGAUGUCCUGUGCGUUUCAGAGCACAGGCCAAAUCCAGUGCAAGGUCUACGACUCUAUCCUGCAGCUCAACAGUGCCCUCCAGGCAACCCGCGCCCUCAUGAUCGUUAGCAUUAUUGUAACCGUGGCCGGACUGGGUGUAGCCGUCAUGGGAAUGAAGUGCACCAACUGCGGAGGAGAUGACAAAACGCGCAAAUCCCGCAUUGCCAUGACCGGAGGCAUCAUCAUCCUGAUCGGAGCUUUGUGUUCAAUCGUUGCCUGCUCUUGGUACGCUCACGACAUCAUCACAGCUUUCUACAACCCUUUCACCCCCGUCAAUACCAAGUACGAGUUCGGUUCCGCCAUCUUCAUUGCCUGGGCUGGUGCAUUCUUGGCUGUAGUUGGAGGUGCCAUGCUGGCCGCAUCCUGCCCAAGAGGGAAACCAUCAUCAUCACCCAAGUAUCCCAUCUCCAGACCCCCCAGCAGCAAGGAAUACGUUUGAACAGGACAAGACUCACUGCAUUUAAAGGCUGAAGGAACACUUGGACAUUCAAGCUAGUUCAACUCAGAGAUUGAAACGGUGAAAAGAUGUAUCCCAGGAGGUGAUCAGUACCUGUUUUUAUGUUAGAUUUUAGUUUAUUCAGGACUACCCUGCGAUGUUACUGUAAUAUUAUUUUAACAAAUGCAUUAAAGUUUUAAAUAAUGGCUGUUUACUUGUUUAGAGUUUAUUGGCCACACCCUUUCUGGAACUACAGUCAGUGCUUAUUGAUUUGUAUACUAUGUAGUAUACUACUCACUUAGUUGACACCUGUAAAGCACUAAGGCCAACCACCUAUGACAUACAACUAACUGUGUGGAAGACAGUUUCUGCAUGCUACAGUGUGUUUGAUAAAACAGUUGGAA